Molecule: messenger RNA, 918 nt
Organism: Pipistrellus nathusii (Nathusius's pipistrelle)
Lineage: Eukaryota; Metazoa; Chordata; Mammalia; Chiroptera; Vespertilionidae
Source: the annotation of a GenBank genome assembly
AUGGACACGCCCCUGCCCUCCGGCUCGGACUCGGAUUCGGAAGAAUCUCUGGUCACAGACCGAGAGUUGCAGGAUGCGUUUUCCCAAGGGCUUCUGAAGCCAGGCCUCAAUGUCGUGCUCGAGGGUCCGAAGAAAGCCGUGAACAACGUGAAUGGCCUGAAGCAGUGUUUGGCAGAAUUCAAGCGGGAUCUGGAAUGGGUUGAAAGGCUGGAUGUCACCCUCGGUCCGGUGCCAGAAGUCAGUGGACCUCAGACAACACCUCAGAACAAGGACCGGAAAGCUGUUGAUCCCGAAGAUGACUUCCAGCGGGAGAUGAGCUUCUACCGGCAGGCCCAGGCUGCAGUGCUUGCAGUGUUACCUCGGCUCCAUCAGCUCAAAGUCCCUACUAAGCGGCCCACUGACUAUUUCGCAGAGAUGGCUAAGUCUGAUCAGCAGAUGCAGAAGAUUCGACAAAAGCUGCAGGCUAAACAGGCCGCCAUGGAGAAGUCAGAAAAGGCUAAGCAACUUCGAGCACUUAGGAAAUACGGAAAGAAGGUGCAAACAGAGGUUCUUCAGAAGAGGCAGCGGGAGAAAGCACACAUGAUGAACGCCAUUAAGAAAUACCAGAAAGGCUUUUCUGACAAACUGGAUUUCCUUGACGGAGAUCAGAAACCUGUUGCACAGAGCUCAAAGGGAGGAGCUAAAGGCCAGCAGAUGAAGAAGGGUCCCAAUGCCAAACGACGCUAUAAAAACCAGAAGUUUGGGUUUGGUGGUAAGAAGAAAGGCACCAAGUGGAACACUCGUGAGAGCUACGAUGAUGUAUCCAGCUUCCGGGCCAAGACAGCUCAUGGCAAGGGCCUCAAGAGGCCAGGAAAGAAAGGAUCAAAUAAGAGACCUGGAAAACGAACAAGAGAGAAAAUGAAGAGCAGAGCCCGCUAA